This is a messenger RNA of Suillus clintonianus, 1384 nucleotides long. RefSeq lists its product as uncharacterized. Gene Ontology annotation, biological process: mitochondrial tryptophanyl-tRNA aminoacylation. NCBI's taxonomy places the organism in Eukaryota, Fungi, Basidiomycota, Agaricomycetes, Boletales, Suillaceae. The record is from RefSeq and is a predicted model, not a curated record. The transcript has 6 exons. Gene Ontology annotation, molecular function: tryptophan-tRNA ligase activity; ATP binding. Gene Ontology annotation, cellular component: mitochondrion; mitochondrial matrix. Bases 39 to 1121 code for a protein of 360 amino acids.
AAUUUGAGGCUUGUAAUUAGCGCUUGCUCAACAUAUACAUGAAUAUUUCCCGACGCGUCUGCCAGAUACGCCCGCGACGUGUGAUACUGUCUGGUAUUCAACCAACUGGUAUACCCCAUUUAGGGAACUACCUAGGCGCACUGUCUAAUUGGGUCAAGCUGCAAAAAUCUGCGGAGCCCGAGGACAAACUGCUGUUCUCGAUUGUUGGAUGGCAUGCAUUGACCCUUCCACAAGAUCCUGCUGCCCUACUUGCCGCAAGAAAUGAUAUGCUGGCUGUUCUACUUGCCAUAGGCAUCGACCCUAACCGGUCAAUAUUGUUCCACCAGGACCAUAAUCCUCAUCAUACUGAACUCUCCUGGAUAUUAAGCUGCAUGACACCCAUGGGGAAGCUGCGCCGGAUGACGACAUGGAAGUCAAGAUUAGCUGCGGCACGAAACUCUAGCUCGGAGGAUGAAGUGGACGAGUCAUUGCUUAACGCUGGCCUAUUCAUGUAUCCUGUGCUACAAGCCGCCGACGUUCUUGUUUACAAAGCCACCCACGUCCCUGUUGGUGAUGAUCAACAGCAACAUAUAGAACUCACAAGAGAUCUUGCUGAUAUUUUCAACCGAACAUUCAAAGGAACGCCUCCCCUGUUCCCCCUUCCGACCUAUGUCAACACGCCCUCGAAGCGUAUUUUAUCGCUCAAAGAUCCAACAUCCAAGAUGUCGAAAUCUUCGCCUGAUGUCCAGUCCCGCAUCUUGCUCACCGAUACCGCCUCUCAGAUCCAAUCGAAAAUUCGGGCUGCUGUCACGGACUCUAUUCAAGGCAUCACUUACGAUCCUCAAGGCCGCCCGGGCACGUCGAACUUGCUUACUAUCCUCGCUGCCUGCACGGACCGCGAUGUCACGCAGGUCGCAAAAGCCUAUGAGAGCCAGGGUCACGGAACUUUAAAACGCGAUGUCGCAGAUGCCGUCGAAGAAUUCCUCAAAGGCCCCAGGGCGCAAUUCGAUCGCAUUCGUCUUGAAACGGCAUAUCUUGAUGAGGUAGCACGUCGCGGGGCUGCUCGGGCUAUCAAACACUCCGAGGUGACGAUGAUGGAAGUCAAAACACGGCUAGGUCUAGCAUCGCCUGUGGUGCAUUAACAAAUGUAAAUACAAUCAAGCCAAUGCAUUAUCUCGUGAUGACUUCAAGACAGAAUUCAUCGGCUCCUGAGUUUGUCAUUGCAUUUGUCAGUGAACCAGGCACCUUGGUCAAGUCCACGGAGAAUGCACUACUAGCCGCCGGCAGUGAAGGUGCUAAGUAUGAUCGGGCUCGAUCACAAAAGCAUUAAUCAAUCCCACCGCAACGAAGACAGUUGACAGUCAAAAAGAACUAUAUUACAAGCGCAAGCAAUAUAUCAUGGGGG